AUGAACAGAACUCAACUGACAUAUUUUGUAUUCUUGGGACUGUCCAAAAGAAUUGAAUUGCAAGUGCUAAUAUUCUGUGUCUUUCUGCUAGUUUAUAUUUUCACCCUAAUUGGGAACUGCUUAAUUGUUGUGGUCACCCGAGUAGAUGCCUCUCUUCAGACUCCCAUGUAUUUCUUCCUCGGGGUCCUGUCCAUCCUAGACAUUAGCUACUCUUCAGUCACUAUCCCCAAGAUGCUGCUGAAUGCACUUUCCAAAAAUAAAAACAUUUCCUACACAGGCUGCGCCACCCAAAUGUACUUCUUGCUUUUCCUAGGGAGUACAGAAUGUGUUCUCUUGGCUGUCAUGGCCUAUGACCGGUACAUAGCCAUAUGCAAUCCACUGAGAUACAUGGUCAUCAUGAACAAGAGAGUUUGCCUAUCGCUGUCUUUGUUUUCGGUAAUGAGUGGAAAUGUGGUCUCAUUGGUGCAAACAAUGUGGGUAUUCACUUUGCCAUUCUGUGGUUCCAAUAAGAUCAAUUAUUUCUUUUGUGACAUCCCUCCACUGAUUGAGCUUUCUUGUGUCGAUACUUCAAUGUAUGAGAGGCAGUUGAUGACAGCCACCAUUUUGGUUAUAUUCACUCCUUUUAUUCUCAUCUUUGUCUCGUAUGUCCUUAUCAUCUCCUCCAUUUUAAAGAUGGCAUCCAUUGAUGGCAGGUGGAAAAGCUUCUCCACUUGUUCCUCACACCUCCUGGUGGUGAUUUUGUACUAUGGGACCAGCAGCUUGAUUUAUAUAAAACCCAAAUACAUCUUCUCAGAAGACACAAGGAAGGUAGUUGCCUUGAUAUAUACUACAAUAACACCCCUAUUAAACCCUGCUAUCUACAGCAUAAGGAAUAAAGACGUCCUAAGAGCCCUGAGGAAAUACAGGGGCAGCAAGAAAACAUUUUCACACAAAAAAUAA
Gekko japonicus is the source of this 939-nucleotide messenger RNA. RefSeq names its product olfactory receptor 10A7-like. The record is from RefSeq and is a predicted model, not a curated record. Gene Ontology annotation, molecular function: G protein-coupled receptor activity; olfactory receptor activity. Bases 1 to 939 code for a protein of 312 amino acids. Gene Ontology annotation, biological process: G protein-coupled receptor signaling pathway. The transcript has a single exon. Gene Ontology annotation, cellular component: membrane. NCBI's taxonomy places the organism in Eukaryota, Metazoa, Chordata, Lepidosauria, Squamata, Gekkonidae.